AUGCCUGUUCGAAUAUCACCUACUCCACAUCUUGCACCAAGACGUCAACGAAGACGAUAUAACACUACACGACGUAUCAAAUUGACUGAAGGAAAUCUUGUACUUGACUGUCCUGUGCCUGAACAAUAUUUAGCAAGUGUUCCUUUACGUAUUGGGAAAGAAUUUACUCAUAUGCGAUAUACAGCGGUGACCAAUGAUCCAUCUGAUUUUGCCAAGUAUACUUUACGCCAAGCCCUACUAGGUCGAGAAACGGAAUUAUUUGUUUGCAUCACGAUGUACAACGAAGAUGAAGUUUUAUUGUCUCGAACACUACACGGUGUCAUGAAGAAUAUCUCUCAUCUUUGUCAAAGAAAUAAAUCGAAAACUUGGGGUUCAGACAGUUGGGGAAAAGUCGUAGUAUGUAUUAUUGCUGAUGGUCGUGAUAAAGUACAUCCACGUGUGUUUGAUAUGCUUUCAGCUAUUGGAAUUUAUCAAGAAGGUGUUGCCAAGAAUCUAGUGGACUACAAACCCGUACAAGCGCAUUUAUAUGAGUAUACAACACAAUUAUCAUUGGAUCCUGAUCUCAAAUUCAAGAAUGCAGAAAACAAGAUUGUGCCUACGCAAAUGAUUCUUUGUAUCAAGGAAAAGAAUCAACGAAAGAUCAACUCACAUCGAUGGUUUUUUCAGGCCUUUUGCCCCAUUAUAAAGCCGAAUAUAUGCAUGUUAUUUGAUGUUGGAACAAGACCUGGUGUACAUUCUAUUUAUCGUCUUUGGAAAACUUUUGAUCUUCAUUCAAAUGUUGGUGGUGCUUGUGGUGAAAUUCGUGCCAUGACAGGUCCUCUUGGUGCACAUCUUAUCAAUCCUUUGGUAGCCAGUCAAAAUUUUGAAUACAAGAUCUCAAAUAUUCUCGAUAAACCAUUGGAAUCUGUUUUGGGAUAUAUUCAAGUCCUUCCUGGAGCCUUUUCUGCCUAUCGAUAUACCGCUCUCUUGAAUGAUGUCAACGGUCAAGGUCCUUUACAAAAAUAUUUUAUGGGAGAAGUCCUUCAUGGUGAUGAUGCUGGUAUAUUUGAAGCUAAUAUGUAUCUUGCUGAAGAUCGAAUCUUAUGUUAUGAACUAGUAGCCAAGAAACAUGCAAAUUGGGUACUUCACUAUGUUUCGGGUGCUUAUGGCGAAACAGAUGUACCUAGUUCGGUUCCUGAAUUCUUAUCACAAAGACGACGAUGGCUUAAUGGUUCUUUUUUUGCCGGUGUAUACGCUCUCUUCCAUUGGGGAAAAAUAUUCAAAACGGAUCAUUCUACGGGUAGAAAAUUUCUUUUGUUGAUCGAACUGAUUUAUCUAUCUAUUCAAUGGCUUUUCUCUUGGUUUGCUUUGGGAAAUUUCUUUCUUAGCUUUUAUAUCUUGACCAGAUCUUUAUCUACCAUGGAAUCACCACCUUUCUCUCAAAAAGCUGCAAGCAUUAUUCAUACUAUUCUGGUAUAUAUCUAUGGAAUCUUAUUGGUGACAUUAUUUUUACUCUCAUUAGGAAAUCGACCACAAGGAUCAAAAGGUGCUUACACUGCCAUCAUCCUGUUCUUUGCUAUAUUAAUGGGUUAUGUCAUGUUUGCCUCGGUUUGGAUUGCAUAUCAAGGUGUUCGUAGUGCCACUAAUAAUCCUGAUACUUCCCUACUCUCUAAUGGAUCCUUCCGUGAUAUUGUCGUCUCUGUUGCCGCUACAUAUGCUAUCUACCUUGUAUCCAGUAUUUUAUUUUUUGAUCCAUGGCACAUGUUUACAAGCUUUGUCCAAUACAUAUUUAUGACACCAAGCUAUAUCAACAUCCUUAAUAGUUUCGCCUUUUGUAACACGCAUGAUGUUAGUUGGGGCACGAAGGAUAUCGACGCCGUUGCUAUUGAUCUUGGAGUGGUGGAAGUGAAACAAGGCCAAGCUACAGCGGAAGUGGCGGUACCUGAACAAAAAGAUGUGGGAGAAUUAUAUAUCGAAGCCUGUCAAAAUCUACGUCGACGUACCAAGGAAGAACCUCAUCGAAGAGAUCCAAAAACAAAACAAGAAGACUACUACCGUGCCUUUCGAACUAAAUUGGUGAUUUGCUGGUUAAUUACGAACUUGAUCUUGGUGGCUCUGAUAUGCUCUGCGGAUAAUGCUGGGUUUUUCGGUUCGUUUGAUCAAAAGACAAAUUAUUACAUGUUGGUGAUCUUAUGGAUGGUCGUUAUUUUGGCUGCUUUUCGAUUCUUGGGUUCUUGCUUUUAUUUGAUACUCAAGAUAUUCACCGGUUAA
Molecule: messenger RNA, 2250 nt
Organism: Halteromyces radiatus
Lineage: Eukaryota; Fungi; Mucoromycota; Mucoromycetes; Mucorales; Cunninghamellaceae
Product: chitin synthase 1
Exons: 10
Coding region: 1-2250 (749 amino acids)
Cellular component (GO): cell septum; cell periphery
Molecular function (GO): chitin synthase activity
Source: RefSeq, a predicted model, not a curated record